UACUUGCUACCGAGCUCCAAUGAAGAUGAGCAAUGGCAGCUGGUUACGAAUACCACUAUGGAUACCACUAUUGGUGAUUGCCUUUACACAUAACAAAGUCCAUGCUCAGUUUUCACAACAGGAGCAAAAACCAGAAUAUGAUGACCUGUCUAUCCAGCAGCGACAAGACAAUUUUUCUCCUUCAGUUACCAGACCCCCAGAAGUGACUAUCAUUCCACCAUUGGGAAAGACACUGGCAGUAAAGCCUGGCAACCCAGCUCACAAUGGCCGUGUAUGCAGUACCUGGGGAAACUUCCACUUCAAGACCUUUGAUGGAGACAUCUUCCAGUUCCCUGGGCUCUGCAACUAUAUCUUUGCAUCUAACUGUAAAGCCAGCUAUGAGGACUUCAACAUCCAGAUCAGACGCUCCAUAAUAGAAAACACCACCCUCAUUAGCCAUGUCAGCCUGAAGCUGGAUGGAAUGGCCAUAGAACUGACCAGGAACGCCACAGUGGUUAAUGGCAACCCGGUACAGCUGCCUUUCAGCCAGUCAGGAAUCCUGAUGCAGAAAAGUAACCACUACUUUAAAAUCACGGACAAGUUGGGCUUGGUCUUCAUGUGGAAUGAAGAGGAUGCUCUCCAGGUGGAACUGCAUGAGAAAUAUGCUAAUCAGACCUGUGGGCUUUGUGGGGACUUCAAUGGGAUUUCAACCUACAAUGAGUUUGUGUCCAACAAUAUCAAGCUGACCCCUUUACAGUUUGGGAAUUUGCAGAAGCUGGAUGGACCCACAGAGCAAUGCGAGGAUCCACUACCUUUUAAACCUCUUGCAAACUGCUCAAGUGAAUUUAAUUCUAUAUGCCAAGCAGUACUGACAGGUGAAGCAUUUGUAAGCUGUAAUGCACUAGUUGACGUUCAAGAGUAUAUCAGCGCUUGCAUACAAGACUUGUGCCACUGUGAAGAACCUGAAUCCUGCAUGUGUAACACCUUUGCUGAAUACUCCCGGCAAUGUGCCCAUGCUGGUGGGGAACCUCUGAACUGGAGAACUUCAGGACUCUGCACCAAAUCAUGCCCUUUCAACAUGCAGUACCAGGAGUGUGGCUCCCCCUGCCCAGACACCUGCACCAACCCCGAAAGAUCUCAGCUCUGUGAAGACCACUGUACAGAUGGCUGUCUUUGUCCUCCAGGAACUGUGUAUGAUGAUAUUAACAACAGUGGAUGUAUCCCCCACGAACAAUGCUACUGCACCUACAAAGGGGAAGCAUAUGCUCCAGGGGCCAAAUUUACAUCCACAUGCAGUUCCUGCACAUGUACUGAUGGCCAGUGGGUUUGUGUCAGCUUUUCAUGCCCUGGGACAUGUAGUAUUGAAGGAGGGUCCCACAUCUCCACAUUUGAUGAGAAACGUUUCACUUUCUUUGGAGACUGUAACUAUGUACUGACAAAGCUUUGUGACAGUAAUGACUUCACUGUCCUGGGAGAAAUCCGUAAAUGUGGCCUAACUGACACUGAGACAUGCUUGAAAGGAAUAACCAUAAGUGUUGGUGGAGGACAAAAUAUCAUUGCAAUCAAAUCUUCUGGCAGUGUCUUUGUGAACAAGAUCUACACCCAGCUGCCCUUCUCUGCAGCCAAUGUCACCAUCUUCAAGCCAUCAUCAUUUUUCAUUAUUGCACAAAGAAGCGAUCUUCAAGUAGUGAUCCAGCUUGUACCCAUCAUGCAAGCGUAUGUAAAUGUGGAACCAGCCCACAAAGGGCUGACAUGUGGUCUCUGUGGAAAUUUCAACAAUAUACAGGCAGAUGACUUCAAAGCCGCAAGUGGUGUAGUUGAAGGAACAUCAGCUGCUUUUGCUAACACCUGGAAAACCCAGGCAGAUUGUCCUAAUGUCAAAAACAUCUUUGAGAGCCCCUGCACUCUCAGCAUAGAAAAUGAACAAUAUGCUCAGCACUGGUGUGGAUUGCUUACUGCCACCACUGGACCCUUUGCCAAGUGCCACUCAACAGUGAAUCCAGAUGUUUACUAUGUGAACUGUAUGUUUGACAGCUGUAACUGUGAGAACAGUGAGGACUGCAUGUGUGCGGCCCUCUCAACGUACGUCAAAGCCUGUGCUGUCAAGGGAAUCCAGCUGAAUGGUUGGAGGGCUGGUGUCUGCACAAAAUACACAACCACGUGUCCCAAAACCAUGACAUACAGCUACACUGUUGAUUCCUGUGAACCGACCUGCCGGUCUCUGAGCGAGCCAGAUAUCACAUGCAACAUCCAGUUUGUUCCAGUUGAUGGCUGUACCUGUGAAAAGGGAACCUACAUGGAUGAAAGUGGCAAAUGUGUGCCUCCUACUAGCUGCCCUUGUUACUACAAAGGAUCCAUUCUACAUUCUGGAGAAGUUGUUCAUGACAAUGGUGUUGUCUGCUCUUGCACACGUGGCAAACUGAACUGUAUUGGAGCCAAACCAGCACCAGCAUGUAAAUCUCCAAUGGUCUACUUUAACUGCACCAACACCGCUGCAGGUGUAACUGGAGCUGAGUGCCAGAAGAGCUGUCAGACUCUUGAUAUGGAAUGCUACAGCACACAAUGUCUCUCUGGCUGCAUUUGUCCUGGCAAUCUAGUGGCAGAUGGGCAAGGUGUCUGCAUACCGGCAGAAGAGUGUCCAUGUGUUCACAAUGAGAACUCCUACAAACCAGGGGAAACAAUCAAAGUUGGCUGUAACACUUGCACAUGUAAAAACAGACAGUGGCAAUGCACCAAUGAAUCUUGUCUGGCAACCUGCACUGUUUAUGGAGAUGGGCAUUACAUCUCUUUUGAUGGCAAACGCUACACCUUCAGUGGAGAUUGUGAAUACACAUUGGUCCAGAACUAUUGUGGUACGAACAACAGCAGCCUGGGAGGAACCUUCCGAGUUAUCACUGAGAACAUCCCCUGUGGUACCACUGGAACCACUUGCUCAAAGUCCAUUAAAGUUUUUAUGGGGAACUAUGAACUGAUACUCAGUGAUGGGAACUAUGAAGUGAUUCAGAGGGUCCCUGGAGGGGAAAUGCCAUUCACAAUCCGCUUCAUGGGUAUCUACCUGGUGGUUGACACUGAUGCUGGACUAAUACUCAUGUGGGAUAAGAAAACCAGCCUAUUUAUUAAACUCAGCUCUAAUUUUAAGGGUCAGGUCUGUGGCCUGUGCGGAAACUUUGAUGGAAAUGGCAUCAAUGACUUUACCACUAGGAGUCAGUCUGUGGUAGGAGAUGCGAUAGAGUUUGGAAACAGCUGGAAAGUGUCUCCUUCUUGUCCAGAUACCAAAGUGAGCAAGAAUCCUUGCACUACAAACCCUUACAGGGCUUCCUGGGCAAAAAAACAGUGCAGCAUCAUCACCAGCACAGUAUUUGCAAGCUGCCACUCUCAGAUUGAACCAAAUGAAUAUUAUGAGGCAUGUGUGACGGAUGCUUGUGCAUGUGACACUGGGGGAGAUUGUGAAUGUUUCUGUACAGCAGUAGCUGCAUAUGCUCAAAAAUGUAAUGAGGCUGGCAUCUGCAUUUCAUGGAGAACCCCAUCCAUUUGUCCUGUCUUCUGUGAUUACUACAACCCAAAAGAGGAAUGUGAGUGGCACUACAAGCCAUGUGGGGCCCCAUGUAUAAAGACCUGCAGGAACAAAAGUGGAAAUUGCAGUCAUGAACUACAAGGCCUGGAAGGCUGCUACCCAAACUGUCCAGAUGAAAAACCCUAUUUUAAUGAAGAAAAUAUGAAGUGUGUUGAAACCUGCGGCUGUUAUGACAAUACGGGGAAAUAUUACACACCAGGAUCAAAGAUUCCUUCAGAAAAAAACUGUUAUUCAUGUGAAUGCACACUUGAAGGCAAAAUCAAUUGCACGUACAAUAAACAUGACUGCAGUUGCACAUAUGAUGGAAAGACUUAUCCAUAUCAGGCUGUCAUCUACAACACUACAGAUGGUAUUGGUGGAUGUAUGGUUGCAGCUUGUGACCUGGAUGGAAAAAUCAACAGAACUGUCUAUGAGUGUCAUGUAACCACAACACCAUUUGUAUUUACCUCUUCAACACCUAUAACUACCACUGCAGUACCAUCAACUAUAUCACAAUGUGUUCAUGAAGUAUGUAAAUGGUCACAGUGGUAUGAUGUGACUUAUCCAGACACUGGAGAAAAUGAUGAAGACUUUGAUACAUUUGAUAACUUAAGAGCUGAAGGUUACAAAAUCUGCAAAGCUCCAAAGGAUGUCGAAUGCAGAGCAAAGGAAUAUCCAAACACACCAUUAAAUGAAAUUGGGCAAAAAGUAGAAUGCAAUACAACAGCAGGUCUUAUAUGUUAUAACAAGGACCAAUAUCCAAUGAAGUGUGACAAUUAUCAGAUCAAAAUCUACUGCUGUACUUUUGUACCAUGUGAAUACAAAACUCCAACUACAAUAAACCCAACUGAAACAGCAACUACUGUCGCAGAAACUAUUCCUCCAGAAACCACUACAACUUUUAUACAUUCCACAGCUACAGCACAACCUACCUCCACAAAAUAUAAAACAACAACACUAUCAACGAGUACCAUGACAACCACAAGUCUUUCAACAACUUCAGUCCCAGAACCAAUCACCAUGACAAGCUCCAUUCUACCAACCACAGGUGCAAAACCUAUAACCACUAUUUCUUCAACAAUUGCUCCUUGCACAAAGGAAAUCUGUAAAUGGUCACAGUGGUACAACACACAUUAUCCAAUGUAUGGAAUCAAUGAUGGAGACUUUGACACGUUAAAAAACAUAAAAGCAAAAGGAUAUUCUAUUUGUGAAACACCAAAGAAUGUUAAAUGCAGAGCACUAAGGUUCCCCAAUACAAGUUUGAAAGAUUUAAACCAAAAUGUUACAUGCAGCAAAACCGAAGGCUUAAUCUGCUAUAACAGAGAUCAAUUCCCACACAUAUGCUUAGACUAUGAAAUACAAAUUGAAUGCUGUAAAAAUGAAAGCAUACCAUGCCAAACAACUCUACAAACAAAACCAGUUGUAAUACGUACAUGGACAACAACAGUUCCCAUAAAAGAGCAGGUUAAUGGAACACAAACAACCACAACUGCUACAACCAUGCCAACCAGCACAAAGACCACUAUUUCCACCCAGAGCACAACGCAUACUCUCCCUCACACCUCCACGACUGUCACAACUGCCAUCCAGUCCACCACCCAUUUGUCUACACAACCCACCCACUCAACCACAGCCACAGAAACAUCCCCACCACCUACAACCAUGACAGCCAGCACAAAGACCAUUAUUUCCAUCCAGAGCACAAUGCAGACCUUCCCACAUACCUCCACAACUGUCACACCUGUCACCCAGCCCACCACCCUUUUUUCUACACACCCCACAUACUCCAAAUUGACUCCAAGCACUACAACCCAAGUACCCAGGACAAGGGGCACCACAGCCUCUCCACCCACCGUGAGGCCCUCAAUCACAACCCCAAGCACUGCGUCCACUACAGCAACCACUACAGCAACUACUGCUUGUGCUCCUAUAUGCACCUGGAGCAAAUGGCUUGAUGUUGAUUCCCCCUCCUCAGGACCUGGAGAUGGAGACUGGGAAACCUAUCACAACUUUAGUGCAGCGGGAGUUUCAAUUUGUGGACACCCUGAAGACAUUGAAUGUCGGGCAGAAAACUUUCCUAAUGUUAGUAUUGAGAACAUUGGUCAAGUCUUGCAGUGUGAUGUCAGUUUUGGCCUUGUUUGCAAGAAUGAGGAUCAGGUUGGGAAUUUCAAGAUAUGCUUCAACUACCAGGUUCGCAUUAGGUGCUGUGAGGAAAACCCCAAGUGCCCAUGGACAACCACCAUCCCAGGGACCACAGCAUUUAGCACACCUUCAACAUCUGUUAUUUCUAGAAGAACAACACCCAGUGUUUGUUACUGCCAUGUCUGGGAAAGGUAUUAUCAACCUGGUGAAGUGAUUUACAACACCACAGACAGUGAUGGAUGUGUUUUUUACGCCAUUUGUACUAGCAAUUGUUCAGUUUCUAGAUUCCAGGAAUGGUGUAAUACAUCCACACCAGCAACAACAACACCAGCAACAACUAUUGCACAAACAGUCACCGUGUCUACUAUUAUAACACCCCAUACAGGAUGCCAGAAGAUCAAGCCACAUAGAAAGAAUGGUGAGACUUGGAAUCUAUCUAACUGCACAAUAGCCAAGUGUGAGAAUGACACGGUUGUUGUAGAAAACAGAUAUUGCCCUCCUGCAAGGGAAAUUACCUGUGCAAAUGGAUACCCACCAGUAUUGGUGACUGAUGAAACUGGCUGCUGUCGCCACUAUGAAUGUCAAUGUACAUGUAGUGGCUGGGGGGAUCCUCAUUACCUUACUUUUGAUGGAACCUAUUACACCUUCCUACAAAACUGCACAUAUGUCCUGGUGCAGCAGAUUAUACCUGUGUACGACAACUUCCGGGUUUACAUUGACAAUUAUUUCUGUGAUGCACAAGGCGGACUUUCCUGUCCUAAAGCCAUUAUUAUUUUCUACAAUUCUUCAAAAAUAGUGAUGACCCGUGAAACUGGUAGUGGAGUUCAGGCUAACAAGAUUUAUUUCAAUGAAAAACUUGUCGAACCAGGCUUCAAACAUGAUGCCAUUUUGAUUGCCACACGUGGUAUUCAAAUGAUUACUGAAAUACCUGAGAUUGGAGCCAUCAUCACAUUUAAUGGAUACAUCUUCUCAAUACAACUCCCCUACAGCAAAUUUGGCAACAACACUGAAGGACAGUGUGGCACAUGCACAAAUAACAAAUCAGAUGAAUGCCGCUUGCCAGAUGGUCAGAUCAUUUCUUCUUGUCCCAAAAUGGCUUAUCAUUGGAAAGUUUAUGACAAUCAGCCUUGUUUGACACCACCACCUACCAUUACAACACCUCCUCCACUUAUCCUGUGUUAUACUGCUGAACCCUGCCAGAUUAUUUUGAGCAAAGUUUUUGAAGAAUGUCAUAAGGUGAUCCCACCAGAACCUUUUUACAAGGGUUGUGUUUUUGAUGGAUGUCGCAUGAGGAAGCCCGCUAUACUGUGUUCAAGCUUGGAGAUGUAUGCUUUUUGGUGUGCCAGCAGAGGUGUUUGCAUUGACUGGAGAAAUGAAACCAAUGGGACAUGCCCAUUCACCUGUCCAGUGGAUACAGUGUAUAAGCCAUGUGGACCUCUUAAUCCUCCAACUUGUGACCCAAGGGCUGUUCAACUCAGCGGCCUUGGCCCAACUGAAGGAUGUUUCUGCCCUGAAGGAAAGACUUUCUUGCAUUCAGAUAGUGAUACAUGUGUCUCUCAAUGCUCUUGUGUGGGUCCACAUGGAGAGUCCAAAGCGCCUGGAACAACAUGGGAGAGUGAUUGCCAAGACUGUUUCUGUGACAACUCCACUGUUAAAGUGCACUGUGAACCACACAAAUGUCCACAAGUCAGUCCAGUGUCUUGUGAUAAGGCAGGGUAUGUCCCUGUGGAAACAUGGACAAAAGAUGACAAAUGCUGUCCCCAUACCAAAUGUUGCUGCAACAUCAGCUUUUGCCCUGAAUCCAUAAAGAAAUGUGAAACGGGCUAUGAGCCAUAUUUAGAAAUUUUAGAAGGAGGUUGCUGUUCUGUCCUUAGAUGCAGUAAGUACCAGGCUUUUUUUAUUGUGCAUGAACCAGCCGGUAAAAUUGUUAUUUACUGGAUAGGGCUGCUAAAGCUUAUUCAGUAGACAAUAUUGUUGAAUAAAACACUGAAUGCAGCAGGGUAAAAAUCAGUUGCCUUCUGUUAUCAGAUUUUGUCAACAAAAU
Messenger RNA from Gavialis gangeticus (Gharial), 7718 nucleotides. RefSeq names its product mucin 5AC, oligomeric mucus/gel-forming (gene MUC5AC). The transcript has 44 exons. Gene Ontology annotation, cellular component: extracellular matrix. NCBI's taxonomy places the organism in Eukaryota, Metazoa, Chordata, Crocodylia, Gavialidae. Gene Ontology annotation, molecular function: protein binding. The coding region runs from base 20 to 7639 and encodes 2539 amino acids. The record is from RefSeq and is a predicted model, not a curated record.